Molecule: messenger RNA, 492 nt
Organism: Blumeria graminis f. sp. triticale
Lineage: Eukaryota; Fungi; Ascomycota; Leotiomycetes; Helotiales; Erysiphaceae
Source: the annotation of a GenBank genome assembly
AUGACAAACGAUAUCGACUGGUCCCACUCCUUCUGUCUCGCCUGUGAUCGCCAGACAGAUGGGGACGUCUAUUGCUCUGAAGCCUGUCGUCUCGCCGAAUACGAGGCGGGCUCUCAGCCAAGUUCAGCCGCCUCUUCGCCCAUAUAUCCGCAAAGCGGCCUCUCAUGGCCCGUAGAUCGCUUAAAGUCUCCCAUUCCCACUAGAAAACGCGAGAUUCACAAGCUCGCCGGAGUCUCCGAAAUUUAUUCUAUACCAUUUCCAUCCUCACCCCAGCCCUCGCCCCAUCAACAUGCAACACUGCGUCUAGACCACGAGACUCUCAAGAGCCAGAGCAGUUCAACCCACCUGUCGACCAGUGAUUUUUCUCUACUUCUCUCCCCGACUACUGAUGCAGGGUAUUCGCUCGUCUCGGAGGACUCAAAGCGGGCCUUACAAUCAUACGCGAAUGCCUUUGAUCAGUCUCGUUACAGUCGACGACCGUCAACACCUUGA